Molecule: messenger RNA, 1848 nt
Organism: Thunnus maccoyii (southern bluefin tuna)
Lineage: Eukaryota; Metazoa; Chordata; Actinopteri; Scombriformes; Scombridae
Gene: smim13
Product: small integral membrane protein 13
Exons: 2
Coding region: 417-683 (88 amino acids)
Source: RefSeq, a predicted model, not a curated record
CGCAGUGAGUCAGUGUCAUGACGCUGAUUUUGUUGUCUUAACCCAGUUACUGUACUGCCUUGUCUCAUCUGUGACAGCAAGCAGAUACAUGCAGCAGUUAUGUAGCUCAUAUAAGAAGGACUUUACCCCGUUGUGACCGGCUAACGUUGGCUGAUGUUACGGUCCUCUCCGGGCUCCUUCAGGACCGUUUGUGAAACUGCCGCACGUCCGUUAGUCAACCAGACAGCUAACUCAGCUAGCCACACGCUAGCAAACAAGCUGGUGUGAGUUUGCGAUGUGCCGCUGUUUGUUUUUCUGUCCCUCUCGUCUCGGAUAGCUUCCUAACCGAGCUACAUCUUGUGUAUGGUGUUAAGCAGAAAAACACACCGCUAUCACCACCUGAGGCUGCUGUAGUUGUCGUUGUCGUUGCUGUCAAGAUGUGGCAAAGUGUCGGACUCACACUGCUGGUCAUUGUGGCCACACUUGUCUGUGCGCUGCUCUUCAUGCUGUUCGGUUGGUAUGUAGUCUGGCAGCUCUUCUUGUCCAAGUUCAAGUUCCUGCGCGAGCUUGUCGGAGACGCUACCACACCGCAGGCUGAAACUCAACCGUCCGAAACCAAGAGCGAGCGCGCACCUAAUGCACCAACACGAAAUCGGCCCCGGACUGCACGCCAAAGAGUUGCCUUUCCAGAGAGCACUUCAUAGAUCAUCCAGGCACUUUUUCCUCCCACUGGCCCUGCGAUCUACACUACACAAGGAGCUCGUGGACACUCGGUAGUCACAGUCAGCCCUUCUUCUCUUCUUUUAUCUAACCGGGCAGAUCUCCUGGUUUCAAAGGGAAAAGCCAUUUACAGUACUGUCCAUUUCUGAAUACCACCUGUUCAUAUGUUUAAUAAUGUACAGUCGUAUGUAUGGAGCACUGACUCAUGGUCCUGCAAUAGUGACGGCCAUCUUUCACGAGUGGCCGAGCUGCUUCCUGCCACCUGUGUGGAGAAUGAAGAUGCUCCAUCACACGAAGAGAAACAACGUGUUAAUUCUCUUUAUGUACAUGUUCUGUAUUUUUAGCAAAGUAGGCAGAUAACUGUUAAAAACUAUAAGCUCGUCUACAUCAUUUCAACAAGAACAACUGAAGAUAAACGCAAAACUGAAACAGUGAUGUGUACAACUGACAACUUUUAUUAUCUUUAAAACAUAACAAAGUGCAAUGAAAGGAAUGUUUAUGCUGUCAUUUAGUUAUUUCUUGCACAGUAUAUGUAUUAUGGAAACUGUCUCACCCAGUAGAUAAUGCCCAAAGCUUCGUAAAAGGAAGAUGACGAAUGACAGGAACUCAUUCCAGUUGUGUACAAUGUGACACUUUUCUUGCAACUUCUCCUUCGACCUUUUUUAUAGACUUAUACUUGAAGAGUCAGGAGAACGUUUAAAGGAAACGACUGUUGUUAGCUCUCUGGUGUUCAGAAGCUGCUACACACAUCGUUAGCUGAUGUCCUGGAGCAACGAAACGAGGCUCCCCUGCUGCAGAAGACUUGCCCGAGAGGUGUCUGAACCCUCUUCCCCCCCCCCCCCGUGCCUCUGUCUGUACCAGUGCCUGUCUAGAUGGCAUCCACUGUUUGUUAAACGGCCUCUUAUCCUUUUUAUAAAGCCGGCGGUAGUUUGAAUUCCAUUACAAAUCAAAGCUGACCAGAGUCUAGUCAAUGUUUAUGUAAUACAGUCUCCCUCCAGGUUAAACUUAUGUAACUCUCGCACCUUUUUAUCAGCAGUGAUUUUUUUUUUUUUUUCUUCAGUGGAGCUGUAGCUUCAAAUAAAUAAUGCCAUAAAUAUGUUGAGCCCUGUCCUGUUUGCCUCAAGUGGAAAAGUUGCUGUUAUUGGGGGG